Molecule: messenger RNA, 1599 nt
Organism: Exophiala bonariae
Lineage: Eukaryota; Fungi; Ascomycota; Eurotiomycetes; Chaetothyriales; Herpotrichiellaceae
Exons: 1
Coding region: 1-1599 (532 amino acids)
Source: RefSeq, a predicted model, not a curated record
AUGCCUGGCAUCUACCGCAACCUUGCGACAGAUCGCGCCUUCAAAGAACUACAGGGUGGACUCUUUCUGAAUGAUAAAGAUACGCAUUCGAGGAUUGAAGUAUUCGUCACCGAGCCCAAAACCAAGCUCGAAUUCGAAUGGCAACAUGUUUCAGCGCGGGCAGAUAACACGAAUGACAGACUUGGUGGGUUCGAUCCCGGGCAACACUACUCACAAAUGGAACAAGAUACGUCAAUUCCACCGUUUCACACCGCCAAAGUAGCCCUUUCAACCAUAUCUGCACUCCAAGAGCAUACUCGGACCUCAUUACCAUUAUGCGCUCUCUUCAUUCGAAAGCGAAAUUCUUUCUCAGAGUUAUCCAUAUCUUCAACAUUUUUCAACCAACUUUGCAAUGAAAUAUCCAUUCCCCGGGAAUUUCAAGACUAUAUACUGUACUUCGGCAGACGAGGGUACGAGGUCGAGAUCUCGCCGCCUCCUUUCGACCUGGACGGCUUAGUGACGCAAUCAGGGAGCAGCAACCCAACUUGGAUGGCCAUGGGUGUCGUUCGCUUCAUGGAAGACAACGGUCGGGUCAAUAUUGAAAACCCCAGUAAACAAUGGUCAAUUCGCCAGACUGCGCUGUUCUCUAGGUAUGAUCAGCAGCAGGUUAAAGCUUUUUGGCUGUUCAUUUCGAUUUCUAAUUCAGUGGAGUCUUUACUUGACGAAAUUUGGACAUCACCUGAACAUGACACCUCCUCUCCAUGGCAGACACUGUACACACUAUAUCACUAUGCAGCAUGCAAUUGGAGGCCUUACGUUGUGGCAUUGAUGCAUGAACUUGAGCGACACGAAAUGGAGCUUUUAGGUACCGCACCCGAUAACACUGGUCCAGUCCCUUUGCCUGGCGCAGAAGAACGACAAGCUCUCCUGAUCCUAGAGAGGCAGGUCUCUACAGCAAAAUUGGGAAUCCAGUCUACAAAGGCCGAUGUGGAAUUCUUGCAGACACAACUUCAGAGCUACGACUUUGGUGGUCGCAAGGAUGCAAGUGCGUGGGGUCGACAUUUCACUGGAAUCGUGCGAAAUUUGAAUGUCAAUCUCAUGCGCGUCGAGGAAAUGUAUCUACGUUUGGAGAGUCUUACGACAUUAGUGUCAAGUUUUCUGGACCUGAAUGGUAGCCAUGCGCUGCGAGUGUUAUCCGAAGAAUCGAGGUACGAGAACGAGACAAUGCGUAAAUUAAACCAAAGGAUGGCUGAACUCGCCGAAAAGAAUGCAGAAGAAGCAGUGACGGUGACGGUCCUGGCAACUUUGACCAUGAUCUACCUGCCUUUCACAGUCGUCAGCAAUUUCUUCUCAACGUCCUUUGUUGGAACGGUCACAUCAUCAAACAGGAUCUUCGUCACGCAGGAUUGUUGGAUACUAUUUGUCAUUUCAGUCGGUUUGACCUUUUUGACUUUUUAUGUCUGGAAAACGUGGACGCGGCUCAAGGUCAGACACCAAUACCCAUUUUGGUGGCCAUUACUGGGCAUUAUGCGACCGAAACGAUUUUCAGAGAAGGAUCAUUUGGAGCCACGGGAAGAUUAUGACUUCCGAAAUGUGAUCCUCUCUGAAGACACGAAUUAG